AGCAGCUGACAUUUUUCUGCUGCUUGCAUUUGCCAGGAGUUUGUUUAAUGGUUUUAGAAAUAAUAGGCAAAUAAUUAAUAACAAGAUGUCGAUUCCAAACCCAAUUGGAUUUCGGAGUCAAAUCCAACAAGUGCACAUAGCGGACGGAUUUGCGGAUGACUGCGAGGAACUGAUCCAUCGUUGGAUCAAAACUGAUACGCUCACAUUCGAAACUUUCUGUGAGCUUUGGAAGGAUAUGCAAUUUGAUAUGCUGUACCAUGGCAGAUCUUCAGGAACAGAAAUAGCAGAGCUGUCGGAAGAACUCAUACAAAUUGCCAAACAUUACAUGGUCUCAAACCCUGAUAACUUUGAGGAAUCCGUAGGUGGUCUGUUUCUAGUGUACGGUUUAAUAAACCUGCAACCAUAUCCGGGUUUCGCAACGGUGCGCUUCGUGCCUGAGGAUGUUUACGCCAUCAAGCGUAUAGAAACCAUGGCGCGUGCGUCGAGGCGGAAGGAUGUGCUUUACAUCCUGGGCUCCGUGCUGAUCAAGGGACCUGUGCAGUACCACGCGGCAGCCAGGGAACGAGGAAUGGAAGCGGCUUUGAAGAAGUAUGCUGAAGGUACCACAGGCAUAGACAGAAUGGGCGUGCGGCCUAAAGGCGUGUUCUUCCGCCAGAAUGAGGAGCUUGAUCUGUUGAGAGAGCUCAACCACAUCACCAGGCGGUACGCGGAAGCCAAGAAGGCCAUACCAGGUAACCCUAUAUGCCUCAACUACGUAAACGAAAAGCUGGCGACUGAACUGGACACAUCGCUCAAAGGGAUCAUCAAUGGAAUCGUGGAAGAAGGAGACGAGGCGAACAAGAAGAUAUCAGAGCACUACUCCACUGUCCAAGCGAUAAAGGAUAAAGCCAUGAGGCAGGGUGUGGAAGGCGUCAAGUUCUUGGUCACCACUAAAGAAAAAGUCGAAGAAGAGAGUCCGGCCAAAGAAAAUGACGAGCCUAAGAAAAAGGAGAAAGUUAAAACGGAUAAACCUGCAUUUGUCAGGAAGAAGUACAAGAAAAGGUGCUUCGUCAAAAACCUCGCUAGAAAAACCCGCAAACGGAAGAGGGAAUCCUCUUCUUCUGACAGUAAUAGCCCUGAACCAAGUCCGCCACAGUCAGAUGGAUCUCAAGAAGACACAGACAACGAACUCCUAAAUUCUCCCAGCGAUUCUGACACAGAACCAUCACCCAAAUUAAAAGUAUACACAGAUCUCAAUCUCGAAGCAUUCACCAAAGCCGUCGAACCCGAAAAAACAGACCUCAAAGAGGCGGAUCUAAGUGGGGAAAAAGAAAUAAACAUCGAGAUAGACAGGAUACCAAUUUACAUAACGGAACAGGACGGGAAAUUCUUCCAAAUAGAAAUCAUCGAUGAAAAGAACGAAUCCCAACCGGCUACAGAAGAUUCCGGAGCAACAUUGAGCAAAAUUGAUGAUGUUUCUAUCACGAAGAUAAACCCACACGGAGAAGGCACUUCCAAAGACUCAGAUUCAGAAGAAGAGACUGUGGUUACUGAUAAAGAAAUGAAGAAGAAGGCGAACUUGAAAAAGCCAGACAAAAAGGAACUGAAAAACACGAAAAUAAGGUCCAAAUUCAAACGGCUGGGGCUGCUGCAUAUGACCAACUUCGAGAUGACCCCCGAAGAGCUGUCUGAGAAAAUGAAAAACAAAAGGGGUAGGAAAAAAAUUCAAAAAUCACCACAGUAAAUCAUGCAUAAUAACCAUCAAUACACUAAAACUGUACAUAUUAUUUUCAUAGACGUAGCUUGACGAUUAAUGAAAAUUAAAAUGAAAUAUUUUAUUCAGCGACACAAAACAACAUAAAAAAAUUAAAACAAAACUAGAACUAAAUAAAGUAUGUACUUUAUGUUCUAUGCGCGGGAGUGCGCAAGGUAUUUUCAUAUGGCAAUAGUUCGUUCGUUCUGCCAAAUGACGUCCACUGCUGUACAAAGGCCUUUCCCAAGUUUCCAUAACGAAAAUCACCGGUCCUGAGGUGGAAUUGUGUAUAGCAAUCGUACCUAAUCAUUUAACAGUUCAUAACGUACGAUAAAAUCCGUUAAACAAAG
This is a messenger RNA of Ostrinia nubilalis (European corn borer), 2082 nucleotides long. RefSeq names its product snRNA-activating protein complex subunit 1 (gene Pbp45). The coding region runs from base 86 to 1723 and encodes 545 amino acids. The transcript has 8 exons. Gene Ontology annotation, biological process: snRNA transcription by RNA polymerase II; snRNA transcription by RNA polymerase III. The record is from RefSeq and is a predicted model, not a curated record. NCBI's taxonomy places the organism in Eukaryota, Metazoa, Arthropoda, Insecta, Lepidoptera, Crambidae. Gene Ontology annotation, molecular function: sequence-specific DNA binding. Gene Ontology annotation, cellular component: snRNA-activating protein complex.